GAACGGGACACCCAACGUCCGAAACCGAAGGCACACCCAAACGCAUGCUCCGUCCAAAAUGGGCAAUGGGAAGUUCCCAGCUCAGAUUCUUCAUUCCGCCUUCCUUCCUUCUCAGUUUGUUUUCCCUUGUCCUUUUCUCGCCUGUUCUCCCGCGAUGAAGGUCCUUCUGUGCCUGUUUGGUGCCCUCCUGGUGGCCGGUGCUCUGUGCGCUGAUGACGUGAAGCACCCAUCCUCCCUGCGCAAGCUGAGUCCUCAGGGCGUCGCUGAUCCGUCGACGGUAAGGACAUGCAACAUGGCCACAACUUGCUCAUGCUGCCUCUGCGUCACCGUGGGUUUGCAUGCGUCUGUUUAUCCGUCGGUCCCUAUGUGUGUGUGUGUGUGUGUGUGUAUGCAUGCAGCAGGGUGAUGAAGCUCCUGUGAGGGCGCUGCAUGGACCUCACCGCGACCACGAUGAUGACCAUCACCACGACCAUGACUACACCGACCGCGUGGCCCUCGGUUUCGUCAUGACCACCAUCGCCGGUAGGUACGCACGUGUGUCGAUAUGACGCAGAUGCCUGAUGUGGCGCCGGUCACUCGCUGUUGAUGUGCUGUUGUGCGCGUGCAGGUUUGUCCACUGCUGUGGGCAGUGCGCUCUCCUUCUGCCUUCCCAAGCACAAUGGCAAGGUACGUGUGCUGCACGUGUGUUUGAAUCCGCACGUACUCCGCGAUGAAUACAUGUAUGUCUAUAUCCGCGUGCGGACGCAUGCCCACAUUAUCGGUGUCUGCAGAUGCUUGCGGUGUUGUGCAUGUCUCUGUCUGCGGGCGUCAUGCUCUACGUGUCGUUCGGGGAGAUCCUCAGCAAAAGCAUCGUACGAUCGAUCGACAUGCACGCACACGCACUCCCAACAAACAGCGCGUGCGUGUUUGUACAUAAAUGCACAUUUUGAAUGUAUUGUGCAAUGAAUAGGACGAGUUUCGUGAGGCGAUUAGCGACGGGGGGGAGGCGUACGCCAACGCUACGCUGUGCUUUUUCGGCGGUACGCUCACACGCAUCCACAUGUGGCCACACAAACAUACACCUGCACACAAAACAAACAACAUACCUACGUGUGCAUCAAUCGACAGGUAUCCUUGCGGCGAUGCUGCUCGAUUACGCCCUGGAUUCCAUGUUCAAAGUACUUGAAGCCAACACUCACUCCAUGGACACACAAUGACAUGCACAAACAUCGAAUGAUGCCGUGACGCGUGUGCUUGCAGUGGAGCCAGACCGAGCCCGAGGCGCCCAGCAACAGCAGCCCAGUGCCCGACACAUCGCCCGAUGUACGAAGUGCAUAGAACACAGACAGACAGACAGACAGACACGAUAUGACAUGCCACACAUAACGAUUGGCUGACGUGCAUGUACACAUAUGUGGCUGCAGAGUGGGGCAGACCGACAGCAGCUUCAAGAGGAACAUAACGACACUGAGCAUGGUGCGCACACAACAACCAACAUCACAACCUGUGUUCGUGUACGUGAACCCAUGGAUAUGGGCGGAUGGAUGGAUGGAAUGGUGGCAGGCGGCCGCGGUGGAGGCCCUCUCGCGCGAGAAAAAGUACUGUGUGGAGAGACACUAGCUGUGGUGGGUGCGCACACCACAUACAACACACGAAGAGACACGCAUAUGUACGCCCUACAUGCGUGUACACGGACGUGCCUCUCUGUAUGAUGUCCGCACACACAUGUCAUGGAUGUACACAGGUGAUUGAGCAGUCUCUCUGCGGCGAUGAUAAGACCAGGACGCCGCCAACCGACGGUGAGGGCGCGUCAUUCAUACGUCCGUUCACACACUCACCCGGACACGUGCAUGCGAGUCGAUCAACAAAUACGCACGUGGUGUGUGUGUGUGUGUGUGUGUACAGAUGCUGGGAUUCUGGACCAGGAGAACAGCACAUCAGAAGAGAACAUAAAGGAGGUCCGUCCGUCCGUACACCUGACGUGCCGGCCACGUACAUACAUGUGCGCAUGUCAUCUGUAUGUGUUUUUGAUUCAUUCAUACAGCCUCAGAAGGGUUCGUUGGAGAAGCAGCGGGCUGACAAAGCGGCCCUCAAAAACCUCGGGAUAUUCAGGUACGCACAUGGGAACGAGACGCCGACACUGCAAUAUCGGUUCGGUUUAUCACCGAUCGACCAGCGGUCUUGCACUAGCCAUGCACAACUUCCCCGAAGGUUUGGCCACGUUCGCUGCGACACUGGCGGAUCCAACCUUCGGACUCGGUACGUGCCACACUCUCGCAUCGCACACACGCCAAGGAUUUACAUUUAUUGGUGUGUGCGCACAGGGGUGGCCGUUGCCAUCGCCAUCCACAAUAUUCCCGAGGGAAUUGCCGUCAGGUAUACACGAAUACGCGACUGACACGCACAGAUGGCUCCACGGACGGGCACUCUGCUGCCAUUGUGUACAUUUGAUCAGUGUGCCGAUCUUCUACGCAACGGGCAGCAAGUGGAAGGCAUUCGGUACGUCCGCACACACAUGCACACGUACAAAUUUUAUGCUUCUUGUGUGGGUGUGUGGUGUACAGGCUGGUCGCUGCUCAGUGGCAUUGCCGAGCCAGUUGGGGCUCUACUAGGUCAGUGAGUCAAGUGAUUGCAUCCAUCCAUUUGUCUGUCCACGCGCUCUCACACAUGAAUGCCACUCAGGCUACCUGGUGCUGAUUCACGUGAUGUCGCCCACUGCAUUCGCCAUUCUGUUCGGUACGUCUGUCUGCAUGUUUGUGUAUGCACCCGUGUGUGCCCACAUGCACGCAGUGUUCUUGUGUCUCGAUGGGGCUUGGCUUGCAGGUUUGGUGGGCGGUAUCAUGAUUCAUAUAUGCAUCAAGAAGCUGAUACCCACCGCACUCAAAUACGACCCACAAGUACGCCAUCCACACACAGAUCCAUCCUUCCUUCCUCCCAUCAACACACGUGUGUGCGUGCGUGGUGUUUAGGAUCGUGUGACGUCCAACACGUGUCUGCUGGGCAUGGCCGUCAUGGCGCUUUCACUCGUGCUGUUCCAAGUCGUCUGACUGAUUGCUUCUGUAUGUGUGAGACGUCAGACGUUCUUCGUACGAUUUUAGGCCAUGAUCUGUCCCUCCAUUCACACGACAGUGAUCCUGACUCUCGAAGUAGUUCGUGCCUCUGUGCGCUUCUUUUUCGGUUUGUCAUGUGCGUGUGGGGGGUCCUGGGUGCCUUGGCAGCCGUCGGUGCCUGUCAGUCAUUCGUGUGACGACUUAUCUGAUCUGCGUGUGACGACUGACUGCACACACCCUGAUGAGUGUGCCUGUGCGUGACUGCAUGUGUACGAUUCCAUGAGGGAAAGAGAGAUACACGUUUUUGUGCGUCUGCACACGCGAGGUCGACAGAUACCACAUGCAAACAAAUAAACAAAAGAGCGUUUCGAGUCUACGUCGUUUGAAGAAGUGGAGUUCAAGCACAGGAACGUCAAGAAGGGAGGGACGGGGGGAGAUGAGUCGUCACAUCCAUCGGAGGGUACACACACGGGAUGGACACAUGAGCUGUGGGAUGGGGGGAGACAGAGACACCGACCUGACACUCAAACAUAUCGAAGUGAAUGAUCCAAUAACGUUUGAGUCCAUCUAUCUAUCCAUCUGUCGACUUACCCCUCAACAUUGAUACUGACUCGAUCAAGCUUCAGCAUCACCGGAUCAGCACGACAGUUUUAAGAGGAAUGCCCGUCAACUGUCAUCCAUCUGCA
Vitrella brassicaformis is the source of this 3715-nucleotide messenger RNA. The record is from the annotation of a GenBank genome assembly. Lineage: Eukaryota; Vitrellaceae.